GGCAAACACGGCCCUUCCGCCAGUCUCGCGCUGGCGGUGCGGCCGGCUCUGGGCUCCGAGGCAGCCGGCGGCCCCUGUUCGGCCAGACGGACCCUCCGCCCUGGUUUCGUUUACCAAAACAACACGGUUUCAAUUUUAAGACUGGGGACGCGGGGGAAGAGGAAAGAUACGGGCGUGUGUGGCGGUUGCGUUUCAGGGGAGUCGGGGGGGGGGGUGUUGGCGUUCUGGGAUUUCAAGGUUUCGGCCGUUGAGGUUACGGAAAGGAAAUGGCUCCGUUCGGUUGCCAUCGAAACGCCGCAAGUGGACUUUUGCCCCCGGGUGGGUGUGUGUGUGUGGGGGGGGAGGCAGGCCGGGGCAGGUUUCGAGCUCCAGUGUUUUACGUGCUAAGGCUGCAACAGUCCCUGCCGGAGCGAAUCGAGCCUCCUUAUCUCGGAACCGAAUGAUGUCCACCCAUAAGUGAAAUAUCAGCCACUUUCAUUUUGUUUUUGUUUUUUAAUCAGUGUUGCGUGUCCGCGCCCUUGCUUUAAUCCCCGGGGGUAGUUCUCUCCCCCCUCCCCUCUUCUUUCUUGGCCGGGGUUUCACUGAACGGGGCUUUGGCAAUUUUGGGGGAAAAAAAUGGAGUCUGCGCUGCGGUUCGCCUGCGCUUGUGUUUACAAUAUGGCGACCUCCCUUUAAAAUGUUUUAUUCCAGCGCCAUUUUGCUGUCAUUCUGCGUAUUAGUGAUAUUUAUUCUAAAAUAGUGACAGUGUAAGGGGUAUGGGAGAUACCGUGGCGUGUCUGUGGUGUUCUGGAUGAGAAGGGACGUGCCUUCCGUGGCACCAGCUGACGUAUACAGUAAACAGACAAAUCUGUCCACACUGGCAACUCCGUAUAAUUACCUCCUAAAAUCGGAAGCUUCGAAUUUGCAGCACAUCCGAGUUAAAGUGCAGGGCAGUUUGGCCUGUUUUUCUCAAGAGAAGCCCCAGUGCUACAAUAAAUGCACAGUGACAGCGUUGGUAGUGACGGACCAAGUGGUCUCUGACGAGACUGUCCGAUUUCAUUCGGGUGUCUUAGGGAAAAUAACGCCUUCUGUUGAGUUGGCACCGUCGCUUGAUCCAGGCAGUGGUCUCUUUCAUUACACUACGAUUUGUUACGUUUCCUCCCCCAACUACAUCAUUUCAAGGGCAGGCUUUUCUUUGUUAAUCCGCCUGUCACAACUGAAAUGAGCUCUACUUUGCAACAUGUGAUCAAAUGUAAUUGUCAUUUCAUGCAACAGCAAUAAGACUCUUUUUUAAAUCUUUUACCCUUAAUAAUGUCAGAGAAAGUAGCAUUUCUCCCAAAUGUAUAUACUGUUUUUUCGAUGGCUUUAUGGUUGAAUCUGUGUAGAGCUGGAGGAUGAUAACCAUUCCGUAUUGGUUAGUACUGUAUCAUUCAGGCCGAGCCUCGCACGUUUUGUGCAGAACAGAAAGGAAUGUCUGGCUCUUGCCUGGUUUCAAUAAUGCAAAUUUGAGGAAAAAUGCUCUUUAUCCACAAAACCCACUGUGCCAGCACAAGAAGCAGACGCAAGCGGCUGAGACGCAUUUUAACAAUCCUUGUGGGUUUCAUUAAUUUCUUUAAAAAGAAGAAAUUCUGCUGGCGUUGGGCACUGUCAUCCUGUUUGGUUUUUAGAAGUGCUCUUUGUAUAUUAAUCUGAAUCGCAAAUGAGGCUUGGAAGGUGCGGGCAGUAACGCGAACUAUCGCCUAGGAGGUGAUUUGAGAGAAGACGGCCGCUUCAAUCAUUUUAUAAUGGCGAGUCAGAAUUUGUUUUUCCCUUUUCACCUUUGGUGAAGGCUGAGCUGCAGUUCGACCUGUGGCCACGUGGGGGUGACAUCACUUUUGCUGAUCACCGCUGGUUGGAAACGGCAAAGACUUGCUUUGUGCUCUUGCCGGGUUUAAGCUGGCGUAAUGGUCGGUCCUGUGUACCUCAAAAGAAGCUGUAAUUGAAACUCGAAGUAGCACAGGAAAGUGGUGGUGAAGAACUGACUUUGUUCUUUGGGGUAAUAAGCACUUCUCAAGAAAAACAAACAUAAACUGCAUACAGCUGGUAUAAUUUUUUGUGGUUUGUUCUUAAAGUGAUAGUUUGCAGACAUCUGUGCGACGCAGUGUGCUCUGUCAACGAUACCUACCUGAAACCGUUUCUCAUUUAACCCUCAGGCCCUUAGAGUUAUCUCUUUAUAAGGGUGGUAUCGGGAUAUUUUGGAGAGCAAGCCUCUGUGAUGUGAAGCCGUGCAGAGUUUAACUUUGCCAUCCUGUGUGUGGAUCUCACCAGGCCAGUGGGGUACUAGAUAUGUAUCCUGCCUGUACUGUACCCCAUGAGGUUUUAAGGGGACGGGGGGUUUUGACUCCCUGAUUUCAGUUACAGGCUUCUGACCAUGGGAGUCUGAUAUAAGGUUCCCAGGUUAGGAAAAAUGAGAGGCAUAGUGGCUGGGUUAAUAACCAUUAACCAUGUGGAUAUAGUGAUUUCUCUGCAGGCUGAAUGCUGAACUACAUUUGCUGGUUAUCUUGAACCCAAUAAGCCAAUUAGGAAAAAGUUCUCAUUCCCAGUUUGCGCCUUUGAGACCCAUUAGUACAGCUGGGAUUUACUGCAGCAGUUUGAGUGAAGACUCUUGGAGAAAGUGAGGAACUCUCUCCCAGUAGCACCAGUCUACUCAGCUGUACAAGUGGAGGCCAGCAUUGUUGGGGGGGUGAUCCCCAAGAUUGGCUGGGGUGUGGAGGGUGCACUGUCUAGUCCAACGGUCCAGAACCCAGGAUGAGCUCUGGUGUGGUGAUGAUGACUUUAUUUUAUAUAGUGCCUUCUCGGCAAGAUUUAAAGAGAAGCACACAAGGAGAGGAAAAAGCAGAAUUACUACAAUGAGCCUCUGUCCUUUGAAAUGGAGUUUACAUCUUACCUUGGCUCAAGAAUUCAAUAGCUGUGUCCUGCUUGGGAUUUGAACUCACAACCCUAUGAUUUGGAGUUUAGAAAGCCUAGUCUGUAAAUGCGGGCCUGGUCAUCUGUACAGUGAAGGUUGUUGAUUUUUUUUUACUUUCCUGUUUCUAGUGUUUUUAGAUCUUUUCUGAGGCUGCAUAUUUGAAAUUCUGAAGCCUUGUUUUGUUUCUAGUUUCUUAAUUAAAAUAAAAAAAAAUUAUUUUGAAAAGCUUUAGAAUUGUGCCUUUAAAAAACAAGGUGAAAAAAGAAACAGCCGUUUCUAAAAUACACAUGUCCACCCUUUACUGUAGCCACUCAGAUGUUUUUUUAAAUUUCUUGAUGGCAAAAACUGAUGUGAAAUUCCUGUACUGCAUUUAACAGUAGAUGCUUAAUAGGUUGAAAAUAUUCUUUGGUUUAAUUGUGGGUCUUGAGGUUCAGAAGGGUUUGAUGUACACCCUAGAUUUCUAAGAAAAUCCAACUAAAUGUGUUUAGUUUUGCAAAAGUAAUAAAAUUCCACCAAGCUUGGCUCUUUCAUGUGGAGCUUAGGUACAGUUCAUUUUUAUCUUGCACCGACACCUAGUGACACAUAGGGGGCGUCUGCGCUUUUCCCAGUAGGACUGUAUUUCAUAAGCAAUUUUACUCAUGAGUCUUUUCUGCUCAUCUGGCAAAUUUAACAUACUCGAAAACUGGACUAUGAAAUCCUAAACCUUUUUGUUUCUAACAUCCAUUUACCUUAUCCGAUUCUUUUCAAAACGUUCUGAUUUUGGAGCAUUUAACAGUCAUGCCUUAAAAGGUAAUGUGGUUCAUGGUCCAUGUGUAAGAUAUCCUCAGAGCAAAUGUGUCUUUUGCUACAUGUCAGCCCUGGGCCAAACAGGAUUUGCAGCUCAAUCUGCUCUUUACAUCAGACUCAUUGCACAUUUUUUUUUUGCUUGAGAGAAAGGAGACAAUAGUUUGGUUUUCUUUAUGGAACGUUUCAUUGCAUUACGCCCUUCUGCAGUUCCUUCAAAUUUUAGAAGUGCAAACUUGGAAAAUGCGCUUGUGCAGAGGUGACGUUUCAGCACAGCCCCAGGGCAGUGCGGGCUUACCUUGGGUGACUGCACGUGUUGCAUUCCCAGCAGCACUGCAGUGCAGUCUGCAGGGAAUCCUGGGACAUCCUCGAGCGUCUGCGCCGUCCGAGCUGAUGUACCCCUCAGCCUGAUUCCUGCGUCCUCUGCCUGGAACCCGUCUGCCUGCUCUGGCAGACAACCAAGGAAUUUUAAUCCCCCCCUCAGUGAGGAGAUGCUGCCCCCUGGUGACUGGAUGUGUCAUCGCUGCACAGUGCGCAGGAAGAAACGCGAGCAGAGGAAAGAGCUGCAGCAGAUCAACGGGCUGCUGGACCGCCAGCUGCUGAAGCGCUCGUCCUCCCCGGCGGCAGAGCUGGACCUGGGGGCGGUGCGGCUGGACGCGGGGCCGGGGGGCCCGGGGGCGGGGGGGCUGCGGGUGGCCGUGGCCCAAGUCCGGCUCCUGGAGCGCCGGGCCAGCAGCCGCCCCGGCACGCCCACCUCCAACGCCAGCACGGACACGCCCACGCCCUCGGAGCAGAACGACGUGGACGAGGACCUGCUGGACGUGGAGGACGAGGCGCCCGGCUCGGAGCCCGACUGCGCCACCCCGCACCUCAAGAGGCCCUUCGAGCUGCUGAUCGCCGCCGCCAUGGAGAGGAACCCCACGCAGUUCCAGCUCCCCAACGACCUCACCUGCACCACCGCACUUCCAGGAACCAGUAAAAGGAGAAGGAAAGAGGAAACAAGUGGGAAGAAUGUUAAGAAACCGCAGCACGAGCUGGACCACAACGGGCUGGUCCCACUGCCGGUGAAGGUGUGCUUCACCUGUGGCAGGAGCUGUCGAGUGGCACCGCUGAUCCAGUGCGAUUACUGUCCUCUCCUCUUCCACAUGGACUGCCUGGACCCCCCACUCACUGCCAUGCCAACGGGCAAGUGGAUGUGCCCCAAUCACAUCGAGCACUUGGUGCUGAAUCAGAAGAACAUGACGCUGAGUAACCGCUGCCAGCUGUUCGACCAGUUCCAGGACAGGAUAUCGCAGCACGCCGUGAAGGUGGACUUCCUGCGCCGGGUUCACCGCAAAUACCCGCCCAACCGCCGGGGCACCCCGUCCAACAGGAAGAAAACUCUCAAGGUUCCCGAUGCCAUCAAGUCUCAGUACCACUGCCCUCCUCCCCUGCUGGCGCCCGCGGGCAUCCGAAACGGGGAGCUGAUCUGCAGCGGGGGCCCCGGUGCGCCUCGCCAGCACCUUUCCCUGUCACAGCACUUAGCGAGCGAGGCCGAGCAGCAGGAGUGGCUUCGCAGCGUCAUUGCACUCCAGUGCAGCAUUUUCAGACAUUUAUCUGCUAAGCAGAUGCCGUCUUCUUACUGGGACUCGGAGAAAACGGAGAAGGCUGACGUCAAGCCUUGCGUUCGAGGCGACGGGAACAGCUCUUCCGCCCUCGGCAGCUCCUUCUGCGCCCCCGACAGGACAGUCCCGACCGCCUCCUGCCCCAAACCCUGCGGCACGCCCGUUGGCCCCCAGGGGGCCCCUGUGCUGAACUCUGUCGGCCCCGCCGAGGAGCGGGGGGGCUGCGGCGUGUGCUUGGAGAGGCCCUGCCGGAGCUGCGGGACGCCCAACGGACCCCUGGAGCCCCUGGUCAGGGUGAACGGCCCUCACCCCUGCAGCGACGGUCCUGAGGCCUGCAGGCAGGGCGAGCUGCAACACAGACUGAGCAGCGCGGGCGGGCCCGGGUGGGCCCGGCCGCAGACGCCCUUGGGCCCCGGGCUGCAGAACCACGUUGGGGGACCCGUGAUAAAGACGGAGGGCUCCGCCGGCCGCAGUCCGUGCACCCACAAAGGAACCACGGCCGCCUCCGUUUCCUGUGCCAACCCGGACCCCCCUGUCCCCCUGCAGCCCCAUGGGGCGGCCCCCGGCUCAGGGGGCGGUCAGGCCGCCGCGAUGAUGAGCCGCAGCGUGGCGUCGCCCACCGCUGGGACCCGAGCCCUCACCCCGCCCAGAACCGCUCUGGACUCCGGCACCGCCAGGAGGCUGAGCUCAUCCACGCCACCCUCAGAUGGAAAAGCCAGUCCCCGUGCAGUGUCUCCCGGGAGCGGGACUCCCUUUCCCAGCUUUGCCGCCUCUGCUAUGGGCGACAUCAGCAGCUCCAUGAAGGAGGUGAUGGAGGGCGAUGGGGAGAUCGAGCUGAACAAGCUGGACGAGCAGUUCAUUAAGCUCCUGGCCUGGCAGAGGAUCCAGCAGCUGUUUCCUCCCUCUGCGCCGCCUUCCCAGGCCGGCUGCGCCAGCCCGCCCUCCUCUGCCCGCGCCGCCACGCCGCAGGCGCUGCACGCAGAAGCACAAAGGAAAGAGGUGCAGGCUCGGGCAGUGUUCUACCCCCUGGUGGGAAAAGGAGUGGCUGUCAACAUGUGCUACAGGACCCUGUACAUAGGAACUGGUGCUGACAUGGACGUGUGCCUUACAAACUAUGGUCAUUGUAAUUACGUAUCGGGAAAGCACGCCUGUAUUUUUUACGAUGAGAACACAAAGCAUUACGAGCUGCUCAACUACAGCGAGCAUGGGACCACCGUGGACAACGUGCUGUACUCCUGCGACUUCUCAGAGAAGACAACUCCCAGCCCCUCCAGCAGCGUCGUCUCCAAAGUGCAGAGUAUUAUCCGGCGCUGUAAGAAGAGGAAGCAGGCGGAGGAGGAGUGCGUGGCGGCGGCGGCGCAGGCGGCGCAGGAGGUGGGGGUGAUGAGCUGCCAGGCCCAGGGCGGGCGGCGCGACCCCUGCAACUGCAAGGCCAGCAGCUCCAGCCUGAUCGGGGGCGGCGGGGCGGGCUGGGAGGGCACCGCCCUGCUCCACCACGGCAGCUACAUCAAGCUGGGCUGCCUGCAGUUCGUCUUCAGCAUCACCGAGUUCGCCAGCAGGCAGCCCAAAGAGGAGGAGCUGGCGCCCUCGGCCCAGGAGGGGGCCGAGCUGUCCGACAAGCAAACACUAAACCCCCCCCAAGUGCCCGUGCUGCGCUCCAACUCGGUCCCUUAACCGCCCCUCGGACUGCCCCCCCCAGCCCCCGCGGGGAUCCAGAGACCGCAGCCGGACCAGGACGGCGGAACAGUUUUUUUUUUUUUUUUUUUUUAAAGAAUCGUUCAUACAUUUGCAUGAUAUGAAGUAUUUUUUUGGGGCUCAGAUUUUAUGGGCAAGUUGCACAUAGAAUUUCUAUUUUUUUUUUAAAAAAAGCGAAACUUAACAGUUACUUAGAUUUGCAUAAAAAGGGAUUCUUUCAUCGUCCUCAACAUUCUGAACUGCGUUGAGAAGAGAAGUCAGUUUCCAUUAUACUUGUAAAGUAAUCAAAAGACUUGGUCUAUUUUGUGCCAGUAAGGAUAGUUUUUAUAUAAACAUGCUUUUUUCAUAAGCAGAAACAUUUAUUUACUCUUUGUCAUUUUUAUUUAAUGUAUGUGAAAUUAUGCUAUCAAUAUUUUUUUCUUGCUACUUUUGCACUACAGGUAGCUACCGUAUAUUGUUAUAUAUAUAUAAAAAUCAACAAAAAGAAAAUUCAGAUUUUCUUUGAUAUUUGUGAAUUAUCGAUUUCAAUAAGAACAAAGAAGCUUUGGAUUCCAUGUAUAUACACCCUAAAUGGUGUUUUGUUGGUUUUUAAAUGUGUACAGUGCUUCAGGGCUUUAACAUGGGCUCCAGUCGUGAUGUUUCUGUAGCGUUUAAAAAAAACAUUGUCGUAAAACUUGUACCAAGUCCUGGUUUUUCAAUACUGUAGUUCAUGUGUAAAUAGUGACUGUAUUGUUUUAGAUUUUACAUUUGGACACUUUCAUGAAAAUCCUGUACAUAUAUAACAAACUUUGACUUCUGUUUCUGCCUGUCUGUUAUAACAGUGUAAAUACAUAAAGAUUUUUUUAAGAACA
This is a messenger RNA of Lepisosteus oculatus (spotted gar), 7859 nucleotides long. Lineage: Eukaryota; Metazoa; Chordata; Actinopteri; Semionotiformes; Lepisosteidae. The record is from RefSeq and is a predicted model, not a curated record.